Molecule: messenger RNA, 1339 nt
Organism: Formica exsecta
Lineage: Eukaryota; Metazoa; Arthropoda; Insecta; Hymenoptera; Formicidae
Product: serine-threonine kinase receptor-associated protein-like
Exons: 4
Coding region: 52-918 (288 amino acids)
Biological process (GO): spliceosomal snRNP assembly
Cellular component (GO): SMN complex
Molecular function (GO): protein binding; RNA binding
Source: RefSeq, a predicted model, not a curated record
UAUAUUUUAUGGAAUAUUUUUGAGCAUGACGUUCUUCCAGAUGGCAGUCCUAUGUUGCGACAAGGUGACACUGGAGAUUGGAUUGGUACAUUUGUAGGACACAAAGGGGCAGUAUGGGGUGUAGCGUUAAAUCCACAGGCUACUCGAGCUGCAACUGGUGCAGCCGAUUUCAAUGCUAAAGUCUGGGAUGCAAUUAAGGGAGAAGAAAUCCAUUCUUUUCAGCACAAACAUAUCGUUAAAUCGGUCAACUUUAGUACAGAUUCCAAUCAUCUAUGUACUGGCUCUUAUGAAAAGCUCAUACGCAUUUAUGAUCUUAAUAAACCAGAAGCAACUCCACAAAUAUUUUCAGGUCACACAAGUGGUAUUAGGCAUGUCACUUUCUUCGAUAAUAACUCUGCCUUAAUUACUUGUGCAGAUGAUAAGACAUUGAGAGUAUGGGACAGAAAUAGUGGGCAAGAAAUUAAGAGAUUAGAUUUUCCUGCAAUUCCAAGUUCCAUGGAGGUAUCUAAGGAUGGUAGCAUUAUUACUACAACUCACUCUAAUAUUGUUACCUUCUGGGAUAGUAAAGAAUUAACUAAGAUAAAAGAAUUUACGGUUCCGACUCAAGUUAAUAGUGCCAGCUUGCAUCCGGAUUGUAAUAUGUUUGUUUGUGGUGGGGAAGACUUUAAAAUGUACAAGUUUGACUAUAAUACAGGUGCAGAACUAGAAUCAUUCAAGGGACACUUUGGACCUGUGCACUGUGUACGCUUUUCACCAGAUGGUGAAUUGUAUGCCAGCGGAUCCGAGGAUGGUACCUUGAGACUAUGGCAGACGAUAAUUGGCAAAACAUAUGGACUUUGGCGUUGCAUAGAGCAGACGCCUGCGAUACAAGAAAACGCCGCCAUGGUUAAUAAUAAACAAGAAGUUCCUGCCAAUUAAACUGUAAAAUCUCAGAGAAGCGAGAAAAUAUCCGAACAUUUUUCAAAAGUCUAUAAAGAGACCAAUUGGACCAAAAUUGGCCGAGUGGAUGGAUCUCUUGCGAAUGAAACAUGUUAAAUAUUUUUUUUAUGGGUCAUUGUUUAUGCCCCAUGAAUACUCUGUAAAUAACGCAUCUUUUUAGGAAAUAGUCGUCGGCCUUCACCGAACUUGCGUUUUAUUUCAGGCUAGUAAGUCUAAAAGACUAAACUUUAAGAUCCGUGAAGGCACACGCGCGCACGAUAUUUAUAUCACGCUAUUUAUAUUACAAGAAAAACGACGAAAAAAAAAGAAAUAUUAACAUUUAUUAACAUUAUACAUUUCACAUUAUUAUAAUACAAAAUUAGAUAGAGAUGUAACGAGAGAAAGAAAGACAAGUUCAAAA